GGUAUGCUCUGAUCGGACGAAAGCUGAUUGGACACAGAUUUUAUGUGUCUCGGUUAUAGAUUUGUGAUAUUUCAAAUAUUUACAUGGAUAAAUAAGGUCUAAUAAAAUAAAUAAGAAAAAAAUAUUGACCGUUACAGAUACAAGAAAAAAAUCUCCGAAGUAAACGCGCAGUGAUUUAUGCUAUACAACAUACCUUGGAUUAUUAAAGAAAAAAGGUAGACGUAAGCACUGUUAGGCAAUACUAUCAGGAAACAGAUACGACUUUAUCAUGGUUAUCAGGGUUAACAGAGGACUGGUGUUCGUCUUCUGUCUUCUGAAGACCUUCCUGGAAUUCGGUAUGGUAUUUGCGUUUGGAGCUUUCUUCGUUGAGCUUCUUGACAAAUUCCAGAAAGAUCGCGCAACAACUGCAACUGUGCAAUCACUUCUUGUUGGAGUAACUUUAUGCUUCGGUGUUGUCGGCGGAGCACUCAUCAGUAAAGCAGGACUGCCAUUGGUUACGCUUCUAUCUUGUAUACUCGUUCCACUUGGUUUUGGUGCCUCUUUCUUUGCUACCAGAAUAGAGCAUCUAUACAUAAGCAUCGGCAUUGUAUCAGGAGUUGGAGUUUCAAUGGGAUAUGUCAGUGCUGUUGUGAUAGUUGGUAGAAUUUUUACAAGAAAGAAGAGAGUUCUGUUUUUAGCUAUGCUGAGUGCUUCCUCUCCGUUAGCUGGAUUGGUCUACCCGUAUUUUCUAAACUGGUUGAUGACAUUGUUUGAUCUUAAUGAGACGUUUCUAAUCCUUGGAGCUAUUUAUAGUAACACGUUCCCAUUGUUCAUAUUAUGUUGGAUGAAUCGGAGCACACUUAAAGAUGUUGCAUUGUCUUCGACGGUUUCUCAAGAUAAUACAAAUACAGAAAAUGAGACACAAGUCCCCACAAUAAGGCAUAAAGAAAAUUUUAUCAUAAACGGUGUUAAAACAUUGAGAGAAAUGGUGAACAUAACCUACCUCUUGUUACUUUUUGCUGUCGCCAUUUCAGUUGCUGGCAUAAAUGGGUAUUCGGGGAUAAUUCUUGAUAUUAGUAGAUGGAAAGGUUUAAGUAAAUCUCAGGGACUGUUUACAUUUGUCAUUUUCAACAUCGCUAACACAAUAUCAAGACUUGUACCGGGUUUGCUUAAACAAAAGAAUGGAUUCAAUUCUUUUAUGUACCCGAUUAUUUCCACUAUAUCUGGUUGUGUCGGGCAGUUAUUUCUUUAUAAAGGACAAAGCUAUGUUUUGUAUGUGUUAGGAACUUCUCUGACUGGCGUUGCAAUUGGCGGAGUUGUUUCAGCACAAUUGAUUCUUGUAUUAAAAGCAGUACGUCCAGAGUUUAUUCCAGUAGCAACAGGACUACUUUUUACAGUGACGGGUGUAAUAUCUGCUACAACAGGCCCGACAUUUGAUAGAUGGUGUUCAUUUCAACAACCUUGGAUUUGAAAUUUUUCCGCAAUGUGAGAGGAAUAAUUUUGAAGUGCUUUGCAGAUAUGUAAUUCACACAUGUGCUGGAAGAUACUGCAUUCUAAUUGGUGGUGGCACAUUUGUAACUAUAUUAUCAUAUAACAGUAAGUAUAGACAUAGUAAGUAUAUUAGCCGUCAUAUAUGAUAGAACCAAACCCAUAUGCGGUCCAUUUCAGUUAGAUAAACAAGACUUUCUGCAGGCUUAUGAACAUGGCAGAUCUUGUAUAUCACAAAUUUUCUGUCCGUUUGUGGUAAAAGACUAAAUGUAGUUAAAUGGACUAAUAGAAUUAUAAAGUCUAAACACAUUGUCUGUAUUUGUUUAUAUAGUUUUAAUGUAGUUAAAUGGACUACUAGAAUUAUAAAAUCUAGACAUAUUGUCUGUAUUUGUUUAUAUUCUGUUCCACUAUAUAAAUAAUGGUUACAGACAAGUAAUCUGCAGUCAAAUACACCGCAAGUUGUCAAAUGGACAAUAAAAAAUUAUUGUUUUUGACAGCUGUCUACAUUUAUGUAAUCAAAUGGGCUGCAUGGAGUCUAAUGGGCUACUAAGUCUUUGUUACUCAGAUAGUUUGUCCGUAUUGAUGUAGUCAAAUGGACUACAGUGUAGUCAGAUGGACUACUUUGUAUAGUCAGAAGGACUUCUUUGUAUAGUCAAAUGGACUAUAUGUAGUCAUAUGGACUACUUUAUUUAGUCGAUGGAUUAUUUUUACCGUAUGGUUAAACACAGGAUGACUGUCAUACACUUGUAAAAUGUUACAAGGAGAGAUUAUUGUAAAUACAGUAUUAUCUCGUGGAAGUUGAUCUUUACAUGCUCUCUUAGUAAGUAUAGAUAUAGUAAGUAUAUUAGCCUGUCAUAUAUGAUAGAACCAAACCCAUAUGGGGUCCAUUUCAGUUAGAUAAAUAAGACUUUCAACAUGCUUAUGAACAUGGCAGAUCUUGUAUAUCACAAAUUUUCUGCCCGUUUGUGGUAAAAGACUAAAUGUAAGUAAAUGGACUAAUAGAAUUAUAAAGUCUAAACACAUUGUUUGUAUUUGUUUAUACGUUUGUGGCCGAUUAGUUUAAAUGUAGUAAAAUGGUCUACUAGAAUUAUAAAAUCUAGACAUAUUGUCUGUACUUUCUUAUAUUCUGUUCCACUAUAUAAAUAAUGGUUACAUACAAAUAAUCUGCAGUCAAAUAAACCGCAAGCUGUCAAAUGGACAACAAAAAAUGAUUGUACUCGACAGCUGUCUACAUUUAUGUAGUCAAAUGGGCUUAAUGGAGUCAAAUGGGCUACUAAGUCUAUGUUACUCAGAUAUUUUGUCCGUAUUGGUGUAGUCAAAUGGACUACAGUGUAGUUAGAUGGACUACUUUGUAUAGUCAGAUAGACUUCUUUGUAUAGUCAAAUGGACUAUAUGUAGUCAUAUGGACUACUUUAUUUAGUCGAUGGAUUAUUUAUACUGUAUGGUUAAACACAGGAUGACUGUCAUACACUUGAAAAAUGUUACAAGAAGAGAUUGUUGUAAAUACAGUAUUUCUCGUGGAAGUUGAUCUUUACAUGCUCUCGUACAUGGUUUUCUAUUUCAUAUGCCACCAAGACAGCGAAGGCUGCUGCAGCUGAGGAAGCUGCUAAAACCAAACGAAGAACAAACCAAAUUGAGCAGGUUUCAAAAGCUAACACAUCCAAUUUAUCAGAAAAAGACUUGAACACAAUUAUAUCAAAUGUUGUUCCUGCUGUCACACAAGGUAUGUUGUAGGUUUUAAAAGACUUGAAGGUACUACCGCCUGACAAUACUCAGAACCAAAACUUCGGAAAAGAACAGAUACCUUUGGAAUCCACACAAAGCACUUCAACAUCUGCUCCAACACCAACUUUGGCAGCUUCAGAUAUGAAUCAAAAUUCUGCCACAUUUUUGCGUCCACUUUUUCUUGGUAUUGAUGAAAAAAUCAAAGCUAAGAUUGUAUCCGAUCAGUUUGUAGAGUUAGAUUCCAUAUAAGAUAAAGGUGAUUAUCAAUAACAAUUAGUCGAAAAUGGCAGUGCGGAAUCCUCGUUCAAAAAGUUUUAAAUCGUCGACCAGUAUAAAAACGCUGGAUCAAGGGUUUAAUACAUUUCAUAUUUUUACAAGUGUUUACACAGACAGACACCCAACAUCUGCUGCUACUUUAAUGAAACAUUGCGACACAGUUCAUAAACUUGCAAAGCAAUCGGGGCAUUCCGCUGCCAUUUUUUACGAUAGACAAUUUCGUCUCAAAAGAAGCUAGAUUGGCUUCGAUUUUAUAUGGGGAAAUCGAUACCCAGUUGUAUACGCAGGCACUGGUCAUGGGGUUAAUGUUCCGGGUCCAUUCAAUGAACCACCUUUUAGCAACUUUAUGACCUCACCUCUGGGUUUAGUACCCAAUCAGGAACCCAGUGAAUUUCGUGGAAUACAUCAUUUAUCAUUUCCAGAAGGUCAAUCUGUUAAGGCUAGAAUCCCAUCAGAAUUGUGCUCUGUUCAAUAUCAAAAUAUUGAUGAUGCAGUAGAUCUUGUGCAAACUAUUGGACCUGGUGUCCUUCUGUCACAAUUUAUGUCCAAAAUGCAUUUAAAAUAAUUUCAAUUCAGUUGUAGGCUUGGUAAAUAAACAAACAUCUCAGGACCUAAGUAUUAUAUGCCUGGUCAGAAGAUUAGUUCUACAAUGUUUGAAAUAUAACUUUUUGUUUUAAGACAAGCAUCUUAAAAGCAUUGUAAGGUUAUCAUAAUUUAGUUCCUAAAACAGACACACGUUUGCCAAUUGCAUAACGUAAUACGGUCAAUGGACGUCGUUUGCAAUUCGCAAUUCCUACGUAUACUGCUAACAGCCAUGUAUUUAUUGACCUUUCAUGUUUUCCUUCCAGUUGGAGAAUUUACUUCUUCCUCUCCUGACUCGUAUAUUAUAGUAGUAGAACAUGUAUAUAUAACAUUCAAUCGAACUAAAUAGCUUUGACUUGGUUUUGAAAAGCUAUAAAUAUAGUCGAGGCAAGACCCAAUAAACUGCAUAUAUCAUGUUGUCACCAUGAAUUAAAUAUGUGCCCAUUGCAUGCAUUGUACUCGUAUUAUACAUUAAGUAACGCUCCACCUGGCCCACUAUUUUCAUUUUUGAUAAUAAUCCAGUGACAAGAUCUUUCUUUUGUACCAAGCUUCAAAUGUCACUCACUCGGAUAGGUUAUAGUACUGACUUUUACAAAGGUCAUAGUUUCCGCAUUGGUGCGGCAUCGCAAAGAGGUUUCUGGGGAGUUUCAGAAGAAAGAUCGACCUUUGGGCAGGUGGUUUUCAAACGCUUAUAAAAAGUAUAUUCGCAUUCCUAUGGUAGAACAAUCAGAUGGGGUCAAAGCUCCAACAAUAUAGGUACAUCAUGGUCACAAAUGUGAUGGGGUCAAGGGUCUCUCACCUUGUGGUUAUCAUGUUAACAAGUAUUCUUCAGUUAUCCUCUUAAAACAAAUAUCAGUAUUGGAUUUUAGAAAUUAUACACCUUUGUUUGGGGUGGAUGAUUUUUGUCAAGUUAAUAUCUAGUUUUCUUAUGUUUGUAAUUCUUAUUGCUAAUGGUGCGAUGGGGUCAUGGGUCUCCCGCACUUAAGUUAUCAUGUUACAUGUAUAUAAAGUUUAUUAAUAAGCAAUUUUGCAUGUUUAUAUGAGUUACUGAUAUUUUGCUUGUGUGAUGGUGCCAAGGGAUGCUUACCUCUAUUUUUUCAUGUCAAAUAUACAUGUACCAUUUUCUACAAUUUCUGCAUGUUAGAGGGUGUAACACUUUAACAAGUAUUCUUCUGUUAUCCUCUUAAGACAAAUAUCAGUAUUGGAUUUUAGAAAUCAUACACCUUUGUUUGGGGUGGAUGAUUUUUAUCAAGUAAAUAUCUAGUUUUUUUUUAUGUUUUUAAUUCUUAUUGCUAAUGGUGCGAUGGGGUCAUGGGUCUCUCGCACUUAAGUUAUCAUGUUACAUGUACAUAAAGAUUAUUAGUAGGCAAUUUUGCAUGUUUUUAUGAGUUACUGAUAUUUUGCUUGGGUGAUGGUGCCAAGGGUUGCUCACCUCUAUUUUGUCAUGUUAAAUAUACCAUUUUCUACAAUUUCUGCAUGUUAGAGGGUGUAACACAUGAGUAAGCUGUUGAUAAAUAAAUGAUACACUCACU
Mercenaria mercenaria is the source of this 5582-nucleotide messenger RNA. RefSeq names its product monocarboxylate transporter 12-like. NCBI's taxonomy places the organism in Eukaryota, Metazoa, Mollusca, Bivalvia, Venerida, Veneridae. Gene Ontology annotation, molecular function: monocarboxylic acid transmembrane transporter activity. The record is from RefSeq and is a predicted model, not a curated record. Gene Ontology annotation, biological process: transmembrane transport. The coding region runs from base 269 to 1450 and encodes 393 amino acids. The transcript is spliced from 7 exons.